Messenger RNA from Micropterus salmoides (largemouth bass), 11370 nucleotides. Its product is annotated as MAM domain-containing glycosylphosphatidylinositol anchor protein 2-like. Lineage: Eukaryota; Metazoa; Chordata; Actinopteri; Centrarchiformes; Centrarchidae. Gene Ontology annotation, biological process: homophilic cell-cell adhesion. The transcript is spliced from 18 exons. Gene Ontology annotation, molecular function: protein binding. Gene Ontology annotation, cellular component: plasma membrane. The record is from RefSeq and is a predicted model, not a curated record. Bases 934 to 3828 code for a protein of 964 amino acids.
GAAGCCACGCACCUCUUGACGUAGCCACAGACCGGUUGCGGUGCCACUCGGUCUCCGUAGCACGUAUUGCGCAACGUGACUGAUGCUCAACUGGCUCCACGGCUGGCACAUCCGGCUCCCACGUCCCACCGUCGCGUGAAUUCAUUAAAAAGUGGUCUAAUAACGCCGAGACAACAGCAGGCAUCGCCGAGGAGCUGUAGAGAAACCAUCCGCCGCUCCUCACCGGACUGGACCCUCCCCUUGUCAUUGCCACCGGGAGAGAUGAGUCGAGCGCGCGGCGUCGGGCUGCAGUCGUGAUGUGACUGUGUGAGCGCACACAACAGCAGUUUGACGACUUUACCGCCCAGAAGGUGAAGACGGUGACAAUUCUGACAGUGUGAGUGCUUUUGUGAAGCAGAGGUGAUGGCUUCGUUUGACAGCGCGCAGCCAACGCAACAGCAGCAUCCGCGGAGCGAGCCGUGGCCACAGCUGGAAAUGAGGAGCUAUGUCUGUGGGUACCGUGCCUCCGUCCGCCUGUAGUCGACAGCAUCAGUGUGCCACCUCGGUUUGGUGCCUCGGGGGUCUUCGCUAAAAUCCAGCAGCACACGGUAGGCUAUCAGUGGUGCGCACCUACCUGGAGUCGAGGAGAGGUAGCUGUUUGUUAUAAGGCCGGGCUUUCUGCAGCCCACUCCCCGCGCCUGCCUGCUUCCCCGCUUCCUCCGCGGCGUCUCUGUGCCGCGAGCGCUCCGCGCUUUGACUACAUGGCAGCGGGCAUAAUAACUAUCACUAGUCUGUUUGCCUCCUGCGGCCAUAAAUACCUUUACAGCGCACACUGAGACUAAAUUAAUCGACGUGAGGAUCGGAACAGUGCUGUGUCUAUGCACCUCAGUUACACCGCCCCGGAAAGGACUUCUUGCCGUUGAGAGCUGGAUAUGCAGAGAUUAACGUGAAAGGAUGGAUCUAAUUAUCUGUGUUUUGGGUCUGCUGGCGCUGAUCGUGGAGGGCAUCCGUUGCCAAGGAGUGUACGCACCUCCAAGCGUCCGCAUUAUCCACUCAGGGCACGCCUGUAAUGUUGAGGAGGAGAGGCACACGGAGAGAGUCUACACCAUCAGAGAGGGAGAGACCCUGGAGCUCACCUGUCUGGUGACGGGGCAUCCUCGACCACAGAUCCGAUGGACCAAGACAGCAGGCAGUGUGUCUGACCGCUUCCAGGACUCCAGUGUUUUCAACGAGACGCUGCAUAUUGCAAAAAUUCUGAGGACCCAGGGAGGUCGCUACUACUGCAAGGCUGAGAAUGGCCUUGGAUCCCCUGCCAUCAAGUCUAUCAGGGUGGACGUGUACUACCUUGAUGACCCGGUGGUGACGGUGCACCAGAGCAUAGGAGAAGCUAAAGAACAGUUCUACUAUGAAAGGACUGUGUUUCUGCGCUGUGUGGCCAAUUCCAACCCGCCUGUCCGCUACAGUUGGCAUCGUGGGAGAGAGGUCCUGACGCAGGGUUCGGACAAGGGAGUGGAGAUCUAUGAGCCGUUUUUCACACAGGGGGAAACGAAGAUUUUGAAGCUGAAGAACCUGCGUCCUCAGGACUACGCCAACUACAGCUGCAUCGCCUCUGUCAGAAAUGUGUGUGGGAUCCCUGACCGCAGUGUUAUCUUCAGACUUACCAAUAAGACAGCCUCACCGUCCAUCAAGCUGCUAGUGGAGGAUCCUAUUGUGGUGAAUCCUGGCCAGACGGUAUCCUUGGUGUGCAUCACCACAGGCGGAGAGCCGCCCCCACUUCUCACUUGGGUCAGCAGUAAUGACAGUUUGCCGCAGAGGAGCGUGGUGAAAGGGGGUACACUCACGCUUCCAGCCAUCACCUCUGAUGAGGCGGGGGUCUACAGCUGCGUGGCCAGCAACAACGUGGGCAACCCAGCCAAGAAGUCUACCACCAUUGUGGUGCGAGCUUUGAAAAAGGGGCGCUUCUGGAUCACUCCUGACCCCUACCACAAUGACGACAACAUCCAGAUUGGACGUGAAGUCAAGAUAUCUUGUCAGGUGGAGGCGACCCCACCAGAGGAGCUGACUUUCAGUUGGCUAAAGAACGGCCGUGCCCUGCGGAGCUCAGAGCGUAUGGUCAUCACCCAGACGGACCCCGACAUCUCCCCUGGGACCACCAACCUGGACAUCAUAGACCUCAAGUUUACCGACUUCGGAACGUACACCUGUGUGGCAGCGCUGAAGGGAGGAGGCAUCCCUGAGAUCAGCAUUGACGUCAACAUCUCUUCCACAACUGUCCCUCCUCUGUUUUUCUCUUUCUUAGUUCCCCCCAACCUGACAGUCCCCCGGGGCAAGUCCCCCCUGGUGGCCCGCGAGGGUGACACAGUGGAGCUGGAGUGCCUUGUUUCAGGGAAGCCCAAGCCCAUCAUUCUGUGGUCGCGAGCCGAUAAGGAGGCGCCCAUGCCUGACGGCAGCAUGCAGAUGGAGAGCUACGAUGGUGUGCUGCGUAUUGUAAAUGUGUCCAGGGAGAUGACGGGUUCGUACCGCUGCCAGACCAGCCAGUAUAAUGGGUUCAACGUAAAGCCCCGGGAGGCCGUGGUGGAGCUGAUCGUACAAUACCCUCCCACUGUGGAGCCGGUUUACAUGGAGAUGCGUCAGGGCCUGGGGAGGCCUGUGGUGAUGACCUGCAGGGUGCUGCGAGCCCACCCUUCCCGUGUGCUGCGAUUCGAGUGGCUUCUAUCAAACAGACUGCUCCACGCCGGAGCAUUCGAUGCCCAAAGAGACGAAACAGAGUACACUAUCCGCAGUCUGAAUCGAGACGGCUGGGGGGAGUACACCUGUAAUGUUAUCAACGAGGCCGGAGCAGGCAAAUGCACCUUCCAGGUUACAGGCAAGGCCUACCCCCCAGAGUUCUACUAUGAUACCUACAGUCCUCUGUGGCAGAACAGGCCCAGAGUCUACGGCUUCAAGCUCCAGUGGACCCAGAUGAACCCCAACGCUGUGGACCGCAUUGUCGCCUACAGACUAGGCAUCAGACAGAUGGGGUUACAGCGAUGGUGGGAGCAGGAGAUCCCUGUGGACGGAACAAUCAACAAAGGAGAGCUCAUGACACACAACCUGACUGAGCUCAUAAAGCCAGAAUCCUACGAGGUGCGCCUCACUCCCAUCACUCGUUUUGGAGAGGGCGACUCCACCAUCCGGAUUGUCACUUACAGCGCUCCCAUCAACCCUCAUCUCAGAGAGUUCCACUGCAGCUUUGAGGAGGAACCCAUCUGCAUGUUCACCCAGGACAAGAAUGAUGAUUUUGAUUGGACGCGGCAUAGUGCUGCUACCCGCGAUACCAAGUAUACACCCAACACCGGACCCAGUGGUGACCGCAGUGGUUCUAAGCAGGGUUUCUACAUGUACAUUGAGACAUCAAGACCACGGAAGGAAGGGGACCAAGCACGGCUUGUGAGUCCGUUUUUCAACGUAGCACCUAAAAACCCUUACGGUAUCACCAACCCACCUGCGUACUGCUUUGGCUUCUUCUACCACAUGUAUGGAAAACACAUAGGAACACUAAACGCCUUCCUAAAGCAGAAGGGCCAAACGACCUCUGAGGGUCCCGCAUGGUCGCUAAGUGGUAACCAAGGUGACCGCUGGAAGCAGGCCAAAGUAAGCAUCCAUCCAACAGCAUCCUUCCAGGUGGUACUCGAAGGUAUCCGGGGACCAGGCAUCGAGGGAGACAUCGCCAUCGAUGAUGUCACACUGGAGGAAGGGGAGUGUCGAGACCCACCGCCCAAUCUCAGCUCCAAGUCUCUAUCCACAUCCUCCCAUAUAUGGCUGCUAUGCGUCACCAUGGUGAUGACCCUGCUGGAAGGUCAGAGGUGACCCUUCUCUCUGUCAUCUCAGAGGCAAAUAUUCAGACACACCGUCUGUGAACUAUACCCUCGGCAUCCAGUCACCAAAGAUUCAUGCAUCCUGAAAGCAGCAGGGGACCCCUGACAGACCACGGAGGGACCGAAAUUAAUGAAAGAGAGAAAAAAUUGUGAUAAAAAAGUUACACAAAAAGUAAUAAAGAAGCUGCGCAAAUUUUUUAAAGAGACCUCUUUUACAGAAAACACUCCUCGGUGCAGGACUCGGGACAUCUUUACGAGCACAAAGACAGGUGGGCGAUGAAUAAGCCUGGACUUUGGUGAAAGAGUUCACAAGCUUCGAGGAAGGACAGUUUGUAAAGCACAAGUACAAUUUAAUGAUGUUAUUAAAAUAUCUUUGGAAGGUGGCAGAAUAUAGACACUGCUGACUUUUUGAAGAGGACAUCACAUUUCCCUGCUUACAAAUACAUGGAAUCAGACCUUUCUCUGUGUAUCUUUAUCUUCAUCUUCUUGCACCAGAUGCCAAUCACCGACACUUGUUUUUCACUCUAGCCCAGCCUCACAUCACACCUUGGCAUUUCUUUAUCUGCUUGGUGCUGUACUGUAGAAAAACAAGGACUCUGGCAACAUUUGGUUCCGUCUGCUUAUUCCCCUGUAGCUGCCUAUGUAACUUUUAACACUGUGCUCACGAGUCCAAGUGGCCAACCGACAGUAUGGUGGCAGAACAAUAAAUGCAGAAGAAUCAGCGGAGGUGCAGACAGCUGGACUGGAGGGCAGAGAGGAGUUCAAGCUCUGGAGCUGAAAUGUGAGGGAGCGGUGGAAAGAGAGCAGAGAGGAGGUGUGAUAAAGGGAGGAAGAGUGGAGGGAGAGGAGGAACAGGCAGAGAGUAGAAAAAGGUGUAGUGAGGCCUGACUCGAAUAUUCAGUCAGCGGUCCGCCUGUGGAACAGAAGCCACUUUACUUUCUGCCAUGAAACAAAGUGCCUUCAGAUUACAAACCGAAUCGUGAGCCUGGGUGUUAAUCAACAUUGGACACAUCUCUGUUCAUGUUUCCUCUGAUGGGCUAUUUUCUAUAUGUUUCUUUUGCCCCACAAGUGCUGAUGGGAGGGCAUGCGUGAUCAGAGGGAGUAUGUGGUUGUGCUACACCUGGAUUUAACUCCUGACGGGACAGUUGCCUGUGUGUGUGUGUGUGUGUGUGUGUGUGUGUGUGUGUGUGUGUGUGUGAGCGAGAGAGCGAGCGUCUGUUCGUUUGUUUGUGUGCAUGCGCCUAUGCCUAUGCCAAUGCGUAGUUCAAUGUGAGGGCGGCCGACCAGGCAGUGCUGGCAGACCAGGUUUGGAAACAACUUGGAAGAAAACAGCGGCAGCAAAGGCUCUGGAUCUUUUUUUCGCAGAGAGACAGUUUAAGAUCAUACAGGAGGAUAAAGACACUUUGUCAAAUGAAUACCCCACUCUCUCUUCCCAUAAUUCUCCUUCCCUGAGGGCGAGCAUUUUUUAACAAAAGAAAAGAACAACUGCUGAAUAAAACGCUGUGUUGUACAGGGAGGGGAGUAGAAACUUUGGGACUGCAGGCUCUUGAUUGGGGCGAUGCGCCUCACCCCUAUCCUCCACCAUUUAUAUGGAACAAUAUGAGAAUAAAAGAUAAUAAUGACCAUAAUAAUAGUCAUGAUAUUUUAUUACUCUAGCGAGAAUGUUUCUCUGCUUUUACACAAACUGUGAAGAUUGACUGUGGAAGAUCUACCUGAGACCAUAACCUUAACCAGCGGGGUUUUUAAAAAAUGUAUUGUAAAAAAGAGAAAAUAAGAAAAUGAAAAAUUCCGUUCAUUGUUGGUUAUGACAAAUGUUUUGAGGACUUGUGUCUUGUUUCUUAUUUUUUCUGUUGAAGAUGACUUAACUUCUUUUCUCUUCUUGUUGUCUCCCUUUGCAUUGCUUAAGUAUCAAAGCUGAUGGAAGCAUAAGAAGUAAACCAAUUUGGUAACUGUAUAACUUGUAAAUGUUAAAGAAGCUCUAUUCAAAGGUUUAUGAUAAAUGUUUUAUGUUGGAGUACAGGAAGCACAACAUACAGGUUAAAGUCUCAACAUAUAAAAUUAAUUUUAUAUUUCUCUGCACAUACAUGACCUACUCCCACAGGCUUUUCAACACUGAAAAUAGUCCACGUUUAACAGCAAAUUGACCAUUUUUUACUUGUUACAUUCAUAUUUAGAGUGCAACCAGAACACUAAAGGACACAAAGGGAACCCAGUCAAGAAUAUAAAUGAAAUCUUCAUGAAUGCAGUUCUGGGAAAGGUUCAGUUUGGUGUUGUGGUUGUUCAGCAUAUGUAGCCUCUUCAGUAGAAGCCUGGUUUGGUCUGACUGGGUCAUGUACAUGUGUGAGCAUAAAGCUGUGUACAAUAGGUGUGAUAAGAAACUGAUACAUGUAAAGAAGAUAAAUAUAAUAAGCAAAACAGAGCAGAAUGAUGAGCAUUUCAGGGCAUCUUUAAAAUAUCAUUAUGGUCUGAACGAUGUUUUUACAGAGACAUAAUCACAGGUAUUAUCUGCUAUCCAUUUCUGUUUUUGUUUGGUUUUCUUUCAUUUCUGUGUGGAUCACAAUGAAUGUAAAUGGAGUUCUGGGGGGAGUUCUUUUCUUACAGUCUUACUAGAUGUAAUGUUUUACUAAAACAUAUGUUUUUUUGUGUGUGCUUUCGAUGAUGAGAACUUCUAGACUUUCAUAGGUUGUUUGGACACAUCAAGAAUAUGAAGUUUGUCUGACUUUGAAACAGACUUUGACACAAUUUCCAAAACUAAAAGUUCAGAUGAAAUAUCCAUUAGCCUAGUCACUAUAUCCUCCUAGGUAAUGAAAAGUGCCAAAGUGCCCCAUGCAGUCGUAACUGUUACUAAGUAUGGAUUUGAGUUCCUUAAGAUAUUUUGGUAACUGUUCCUUUUACAUCUACCCUGAGCACCUGGUCGAUUCAUGCUGAAUGCUAGUUAGUAUAGAUUAGCAUAAAGACUGAAAACAAGGGAAACUGCUUGCCUGGCUCUGUAUGAAGGUAACAAAAUCUGCCUACCAGCACUCCCUCAGCUCACAAAUUAACACCUAUGUUUUGUUUGUUUAAUAUGUAUUAAACCCGAAAUAUUAAAACACCAAUUUGUGGUGUACAGAGAGAGGGUUGCCAUCAUGAGCUUGAGAGAGACAUCAGGAAGUGACUGCCCCCCGACUAACAAAUUGGCACAUUGAUGUUCUCAUCUAACUCUCAGCACAAAGCAAAUAAUGUCAAACUAUUUCUUUAUAAUAACCACCUUUGAAAAAACCUGGAUAUUCCCUCUUAUUAUUUGUUUGGUAUAUGUUGGAAUUAAAUCAGUAUUAGCCUUUCAAAAACUAUGGCAGACCACAUUUUAUCCUACUUUUGUGCUGCAUAUGAUCAAAUUCUGGGUACAUUCAUAUUUGUGCAAAGUAUUCGUCUGUGUGAAGGAAAUAUUGUCUACUUUUGCCAGAGCCGUGGAUGAAAUUGUACAGCAAAAGGAAUCAUUGUUUGUUUCCAUGGUAGUACAACUCUCACCAUAUCCUAUUUCAAUUUCUGUGCAAUUCACACACCCUGUGUCAGUCUCUGCCCUUUUGUAUACAGGGGAUGUGAGCCUGGUGAGUCGCUUACACACUCAGCUCUGCUCUAUUUAUUGAUAAAAGUCCUCUAAGCUACUUCAAAGAACAAUUGGGGGGAUUAACAGUUUUGGAAAUAUGUAAACAGUGUUGUGUGACAGUUUUCUUUCUUACAGUGUUUUCUGGCUUUAUUUUGAUGAUUAGAGGCUUCUGUAGUUAUGGAAGGUGUGAAGUGUUCAUAAACUAACAAGGGGAAAUGGGUUUGAGGUAUUUGUAGAUUAGUCUGCGUGCUGAAUGUGUGCGCAAAGUGGUUUGUUUUUACAUUACAGUGCCUCGGCCCAAGAUAUUUUGUGCGAGUUGUUUUUCUCACCAGAACACACAGUAUUAGAUGUUUCUCACAGCAGCCACUUGAAGGUCUAUACUAUAGAAAGUUUUAUAGUGGACUAUAUAGUGAGCUCGACAUUUUGUGGAGCUGUCCGAAUGUAUAGUGAGAAUUAUUAUACCCUAUAUAGUUGACUCAAAGUAUCCCAGAAUGCAUUUUGAAAAGUAGUGUACAACCGAUGGUCACUAAUCAAGCACUAUAUACCAUCAUGCAUUGUGCUUUUAGAAAAAACAGUCCACCAACCGAUUCCCCAACAGCAAAGACGUAAUUAACAGCACAGAGAAAUUGAUUGGAGUAGUGUCCGAAAGUGUUGUUUUGAUUUGUGCUCACUAUAAUGUCCUCUCCAAACAAUUCACUAGAUAGGAGUAGUGAAUGAGUAGUUUCUUGACAGAUAGCUUUAACGUUACUUGUUUCUAAAGUAACCGCUAACUACUGCUAACUGUAGCUGCUGUUAGCUGUGUGGCUAGACAUCCUAUAAAAUGACACUGCCCAGACACCGGGGGUGUGUUGGUGUUUACACUUCUAAUAACACUACAUGAGCUUUGGGUCACUGGGAGAGGCAGUGCUGCUGGGCUAACUGAGCUAACUAGUUAACGGCAAUUACAGUUAGCGGUUAAAGUAAUGUCUGACAACAAGUAAAGACAUCUGUCUUUCUGUGAACUCCGUAAAUCACAGAAAGUUGAGGCCUCACAGAAAGACACCUACACAUUCUGGCAAUGUCUACUGUUUUUUUGUGAUCUGAUAUUCAUUACAUUCAAAAGCAGUUUCACGAUAAAAUAAAAUUUAAAGGUCUCAAUUUAUUUUAGAUUUUGUCUGCAAGAACUGGAAUGUGUAUAAUAUAGGUACUGCAAUCUAAUGCAACUGUUCAGUAAUGAAUACUGCAUUCUCAAGUUGAGCAAAGCAUUAGGGCAGGCAGAGCACACUAGCAUCAACUGACUGGCAUCAGCUGUUUCGCUCAUGCUUGCCAAUCACUGGCUUAAUCACCAGCUGUGUGGCUGUCAGAUGACUAGUAACAUCCAAUCAUAUUCAUGCAAGUGUACAGCGUGGCUAUUAUAGCCUGGCACUUUUCACCAAUACUUAGAUAAUACCGUUAUACCAAUGUUGUCUGUUGCUGCAGCCCCUACCACCGCCUAGUCCUUAUGUGCUAUAUUGUUGCUGUUGUUAAUGUAUGUGUUUAUUAAGGGAGGAUUGGCAAUUGUUGCUGCUCAGAUUCUUAGAGCUCCCUCAAACAGCAGACCCUUUUCCACCAAAUAUAAUAAUUUGCUUUAAAUCAUCAAUUCCUUGAAUUACGUGUCUCUGACUGACACAUGGUUAUUUGUUUUUAACGUUGUGUCAGAAAGGUGUUGAUUUAACUGUGCAGUCAUUUAUGAAGCUGAAGUUUGUGAUGUUUUUGCUCCUCCAUGCAGUAAAUGGGAGUGCAGUAAACAGUGGACAGCACAUUUCAAUAUGAUGCAAUCAUAUAAAAACACUAAAAAGUACAGCCUGAAAAUACACCAUAGAAUUCAGUCAACACAAAAAAAGUGCUAAAGAUUGUAGUUUUGACAGAUACUGAACAUUAUAUAUAAGGUUUUUGGGUCAGUUGUAUUGUAUUGCAUUGCAUUGCAUUGCAUUGUACUGGUCACAGUAAACACAAGAAAUUGCCUUUUUCUUUAGUAACAUUGCUGAAAACAAACAACACACGUUGAUCUUCAUUGCAUAGAAAAGGCAAUAGCCAUUUGGUAGGUCGGAGGAGGGAAGCAGUCUGCAGUAGAGAGAUAGUGUUUUCCUUUCAGAAAGGAGUUUCACCUUUCUUACUGAUAAAAUGACACACUUGACUUUCUACCUUUGUGUAACAUAAAUGGAAUAUGUUGGUCUUAAUUGAACUGAAAAGGAAAUAACCUAUUGUUGGAUUUGGUAAGGUCUUGGAGUACCAAGGAAACAAACAAGGGGCGUUUUCAAUGUUGUUUCACCUUAGAUCAUUUUUUUAAAAAUCUGUUAUUUCUUUUGCGCAUUUAUGAAUACACAAAUGAAUCAUGCAGUUGUGCAUGAAUGUACCCAGUGCUUACAUCAAUACCAUUAAAAUGGAGGUACUGUUGCAUUAAAGGAUGUGGUUACACAUCAGGGUUUGUGCAGGCUGCAGAUUGAACAUAAUUGCUGCAACAUGCAGUAUGUUGAAACUAUUCCCCAGGUUCUUUGGUAAAUUUCAUUAAACCUAUCCAUGUGAGUAGAACUAUGACCAGUUGCUCUGUGAGAAAAUGUAAUUUAAAACAAAGUAUUGCCUUAAUUCCUAGAAAGUGCAUACCUUGUAAUAUUAUAAACUAUAAGUAGAAAAGAUCUUGCUCAGAAGGUGAAGUUCUGCUCAGUUAUGCUGCUAAACCCGAGAAGUUUCCAACUGUAAUGUAGUUUCUUGGGUGUUUUUAAAGAAUUUCAGCUAUAAUUUUAACAUUUUUACCUACUUAGUUAUAGCUAUAAUUAACUGGUAAUUUAUUAUGAUCACCACCAUGUAAAUGCUUAAUUAAUACCUUGUGCUUCUAAGGUCUCUAAAAGGAACAGUCCCAACAUUUCUUUCUGGGUAGAAAUGUUCUCAUUUUCAACCUAAGAAGGGCUUUGUCACAUUGUGCCAUUCAUCACGCUAUUUUAGCUCCCCGAAUAACCAUUCAGUUCCACUAGCAUGACAUAAUUGCCACUGGUAGCCCUAAUUAUCACUAUACACACUCUGCUUUCAUGGUAUUGAUUUGGCAAAGAGAAUUUAUGCCGGGGGUGGGGGGGGUGCAGCAUUACUGUUAGGCUCGACCAGCAUCGACAGAAUUGGCAGUCAAAGUGAAUUUGGUAGUCUGAAAAGUGUUCUUAUGAAGGACUCAAACAAGAGCAAAAUGUCUGUUAUAUUAAACAUGAAACAUUACCACUGUGAAUGUUUUUCAAAAGUAAAAUUGCCAUCUUAAUGCGGCGAGUCUCUUUCACUUUCACACAGUGGCUAGGCGGUAACGAGUGACUUCUCGACAGGGGGCUGACUGCAGUCUUACUAAAUAACUAGAAGUGGUAGACACAUUUCAAAGAUCUCAUUUUACUCUGUCAGGGAAGAAGCAGUAUGUCGCUAUUUUGAUGCCAUGGCUGCUCAGUGUGACAACUUUACCAGUGGGAAAACUGCCACCUCUUGGUAUCUUACUGUCUCUGGUGUAGGAGUCUCACUGCUCUACUUCUCGAUGGCUUUCUUCUUCUCUCUGAAUCACAGGCCAGGCAGGAGCAACAUGAAGGCUUGCACAGACUCCGAUUUUACUUGGCCAGUCAUUUACCGUCAGUGCAGCUGAUGACAAGAUGAAGAUGAAGAUGUGUGCCAUAGUCAAGAAAUUGUCCACCCUACCCCCGAUCGUCGCUCUUGAAAAUAUCCCAGAAAAUAAUGACAUUUGAUGGUGUAAUAUCAUGGUUGUUGAGAAAGCUGUGUUACAGUGAUGUUAUUUAUCUUGUUCUGUGCCGACACCCUGUAAUGAUGACCUGUCACUCUUCUCUGUUUUGUGCUCUAUAUUUAUAUAUGAUCAGGCUUCUUUUUCACUGUAUUUCUUUGGAUUUAUCACCCAUUUUUUGUGCCAUACCUGCAACUAAUGAAAAAAUAAAGAAAAGGAAUAUUUUA